Messenger RNA from Sceloporus undulatus (fence lizard), 6002 nucleotides. RefSeq names its product TBC1 domain family member 22A (gene TBC1D22A). Gene Ontology annotation, biological process: activation of GTPase activity. The coding region runs from base 177 to 1745 and encodes 522 amino acids. The record is from RefSeq and is a predicted model, not a curated record. The transcript has 13 exons. NCBI's taxonomy places the organism in Eukaryota, Metazoa, Chordata, Lepidosauria, Squamata, Phrynosomatidae. Gene Ontology annotation, molecular function: GTPase activator activity.
UCAAAAUGGCGGCGCUCUCAGAGCAGGAAAAGGGAGCAGGGAUGGAAUAAAGGCCGCCAGGUUCGGCCUCGGAGGGAAUAAAACGGCCGAGUCGUGGGUGGGAUUGUCGGCUCGGGGGUCAGCGGUUCAGGCGUUGUCGGCGAGGAAAGGAAGGAGGGCUGGGAAGGGAUGGGAAGAUGGCGAGCGAGGCGGGGAGGAAGCAGUUCUGGAAGAGGAACGUCUCCAGGGUGCCAGGCAGUAUUCAACAUGUAUAUGGAGCUCAGCAUCCUCCUUUCGAUCCACUGUUGCAUGGAACCUUAAAACCUGGAACCAAACCACCAACAACUCCUGUGAAACUGAAGAAGGUCAGCACAUUUCAAGAAUUUGAAAGCAACACAAGUGAUGCCUGGGAUGCUGGGGAUGAUGAUGAUGAACUACUUGCAAUGGCUACAGAAAGCCUUAACACUGAUGUAGUCAUGGAAACAGCUAACAGAGUGAUUCAGAAUCAUAGUAAAUUACAAGAACAGCACAAAUUGCAAGAGGAACAGGUGGAAAGACAACAAGCACAGCAACUUUCAGACCUGCCCUCAGCAUGUGGUGACAACAGACUGGUUAAAUCUGUGAGUGAAAGCAACACAUCAACUUCUACAGAUAGCGCUAAUGAAAAUGCUUCCAUGCCAAGAUCUCAGUCCCUUCCACAAACCUCAACAGUAACUAUGGUAGGUGGAAUGGUGGAUCACCAUACCUCAGGUCUUCCCAUAUUGUCGGAAAGAGAAGCGUCACGAUUAGAUAAAUUCAGACAACUUCUUGCUGGCCCAAAUACAAACCUUGAAGAGUUAAGGAAGCUAAGUUGGUCAGGAAUUCCAAAACCUGUACGGCCAAUUACGUGGAAGCUCCUCUCAGGUUACCUCCCUGCAAAUGUUGAUCGGCGGCAAGGCACUUUACAGAGAAAGCGGAAAGAAUAUUUUGCUUUCGUUGAACAAUACUAUGAUUCACGGAAUGAAGAAACUCACCAGGAUACAUACCGGCAGGUGAUGGAAUUGAAAAGUGGUAUUCAUAUAGAUAUUCCUCGUAUGAGUCCGGAAGCUUUAAUUCUUCAACCCAAAGUAACAGAGAUCUUUGAAAGAAUUUUAUUUAUCUGGGCAAUACGUCAUCCAGCCAGUGGAUAUGUCCAAGGCAUUAAUGAUCUUGUUACUCCAUUUUUUGUUGUCUUCACUUGUGAAUAUACAGAAGAAGAUGUGGAAAAUUUUGAUGUUUCUACCUUGCCUGCUGAAGUAGUGCAGAACAUUGAAGCUGACAGUUUCUGGUGCAUGAGUAAACUACUUGAUGGGAUUCAGGAUAACUACACUUUUGCACAGCCAGGUAUUCAGAAGAAAGUGAAAAUGUUGGAAGAACUCGUUAGCCGGAUCGAUGAGCAAGUACACAGACACUUAGAGCAUCAUGAAGUGAAGUAUCUUCAGUUUGCUUUCCGCUGGAUGAAUAACUUGCUGAUGAGAGAAGUUCCCCUGCAGUGCACCAUAAGGCUUUGGGACACAUACCAGUCUGAACCAGAGGGUUUUUCUCACUUCCACUUGUAUGUCUGUGCUGCCUUCCUUGUCAAAUGGAAGAAGGAGAUUUUAGAGGAAAAAGACUUCCAGGAACUACUCAUCUUUUUACAGAAUCUGCCCACAAUGCAUUGGGGAAAUGAAGAGAUCAGUGUUCUCCUUGCAGAAGCCUACAGACUGAAGUUUGCAUUUGCAGAUGCUCCCAACCAUUACAAGAGAUGAAAGAACAAAAAACACGUAUACUGCUGUUGUGGCAUCAUUUUCAUUAUUCUGCUUUUGUGAGACACUAUUAUCCACCUGUAUUCAUAUGGAGCGUUUCAUUGUAGUUCAGCAAGAAGCUAUGUGAUCAUUGGAUUACCAAAGAAAUAGGCGACACAGGCUGUUGAGAAGACCAUGUUGGCUUUCGAGGCUUUUGUUCAAUCCCUAUGGAAAAGUUGGAAGCUCACUUUUCUUUUUAUCAUGCUUCCACUUUCCUUUAGUAAUUGACUUAUUAUGUUAAUGAAAAAAGUGCUUUAUGUUCAUUGGUAUCUAAUGACUGAUUGUCUUGUCUCCAUGAGCUAGUUGAUUGUGUUCAUUACAGUAUUUUGAUGGAAAUAUUUCUGGUGUCUGGUGCUUGUGAGCUAAUAGGAAUAAUCAGUCUUGCGUUGAAAAUGAGGACAAAUGAAUUGGGUGGUAAGGUCACAUAGGAGUUGUAUGGGUUUGUUUUUAUUUUAGUUUGAAACACAAACUAUUUAAAUACCUUUAGUGUUAUCUUUGUUUACACAAUGAAAACAGGUAACAGAUUUCAGUGGAACGCAACAUCUAGAACUUGGAAAAGUAUGCCACAUACAUGAACAAAGGAGUUCCCCAGAUGUUAUACACUGUGAUGUGCAAAUAGUGUUUAAUAAAUUAUUUCACUUUAGUUUCUGAAAUAUGCUGGCUAUACACUAAGAAAUGGAUUUCUUCUACUAUAAUAAUGUAUUCAUAACUUAAAACUAUCAAAUAUUUUCCGUAUAUAGACUUCUAAUCUUUAAGGAUUUUUUUUCUGUAAUGAGAAUCUUAGUUUACAGUAAAGAAUAUAUUUUAACGUGUUGUUGCCUUAUCCUGAAUUUCUAACAUGCUAAGAACAUUUUAACAAAAUCUCUAUCUGAUGCAUUUUAUGCCUGACUCCACCAACCAUAGACUGGUUUGAUUGUGGAGGAGAGAAGCCACAGAAGGAGCCAUCAACCCAGACAGCUAUUCCACCUUUUGCAUGGAUUUUUCAUUGUGUUGGGCAGAGUUUGGAAAGCUGGACAGCUGGUGAUUGUGCUAUUCCAGUCGACCGUGUUCUUAACAAAUUAGGUUGGCUGAUGGUUUUAACACUUUGGCCAUUUACAUUUUAAAAAGAAGUGUGCCAGAGGAAUUCACCUGCAUCAAAGAGACAUGCACUUAAAGAUUUAUGCACAAGUGGAUUGAAAAGCUUGUCUCAUUCAAAAACAUAAAUCAGGUGAGCUAUUAUUGUUUUAACUUAAGUUUCUGCACUUUAUAGAAGGCUCUGGCAAACAUAAAGAGUUACUAACUUACUGUAAGAGCCCAUUUAUCCAAAUAGGAGACUUGUGGAAGCCAGUGUUGGACAACUUUGGAGUAAAUGUGGGGUUUUUGAAUGUUCACCACAUCAAAGUCCUGUGUGCUUGGUAAACCAGUAUGCCACCACUUUCUCUUGUCAGCUGCACUUUUCUCCCAUCAGUCCCAACUGGGCAUGAUGUCCCUAAAUGGUUAGGGAUGAUGGGGAUAGUAAUUCCAUCAACACCUGGAAAGGCAGGGCCCAAUCUAGAUCUGAACGAUGGAAAUCAGAUGGGAUCAGCCCUAAACUGUGCGGACAGAAAAUCUUUAUUUCAGGAGCCUUCAAAUGUGCCUUUUAUGUUGUUUUUUUAUGCCUUUCAGUUUAGCUGUACUUGUCAACUUGCUGUCUGAGAGAAGUGUAGAUGUCUGAAUAUAUGAAAAUGUUAGGAAAUAGAACUAUUUACACUCCCACACCCCUAGAUUACUUUGGAGGAUUGACUAGAUGCAUGUUCUUAAGAGGCUAUAAAGAUAUCUUAAGGUUUUUUAUUUAAAAAUAUUGUGACUACAUAAUUAUUUACAAGUGUCUUAUUAUUUAGCCAUGUGUGUUUUGGGGGCACUGGCUGUGAAAGCCAGUUUUGCCCCAGUUUUAGUCCUCAUUUUCCAGCACAUGGCUCUUGAAUAGCUUUAUUGAAGUAAUAGGUUUGUUCUGAAUAAGGGCUUAUAAGCCCUUUCACGGGGAUGAAAAUGACUGAGACUGCAACCACACUGUAGAAAUAAUCCAGGUUCACACUGCUUUAAUUACCAUGGCUCAAUACUAUGUAAUCCUGGGAAUUGUAGUUUGUUGUGGCAGCAGAGCUCUCUGAGAGAAGGCUAAAUGUCUCACAAAACUACAAUUACCAGAAUUCAAUUGAGCAAUAGUAGUUAAAGGGGUUAAAGUGGUGUCAACCUGGAUUAUUUCUAUAGUGUGGAUGCAGCCCGAGAGGUUCUAAGUCAACAGGAAGGUUGAUCUGAUGCUGCUGCAUUACCUAGGAAAUGGUAAUGCAGCAUUGUUUAAAAGGGAGCAAAUGUACUGCUGCUACACCUCUCUUUCCAGAAAAUACUGUAGUGUGCAUAGGAGUUUGGGUCUAGUGUAAUACUAGCAGGAAAUACCAUAGGUUCUCAUUUUGCCACAAAGUUAUUGCAUACAUACGUCUCCCACUUAUUUGACAGGUUUCUGUCAAAAAGCAGAAAUUGAUGGAAUGCAGAACCAUUAUGUGCCAUUGUGACUAUUACUGUACAGUGCUCCAGUCCCUGACCUGUUAAAUAAACAGAGAGAAACCUUUCCCUUGAACCGAAGAGGCAGUAUUUUCCUCUCGCCUUCCCUCCUCCAGUCUCUCUAAUGGUACAAGCUGCCUACUCACACUCUGCAUGAGUGGCUGUCAUCUUUGGCAAGAGCGACAUCCUCCACCCUUCCCUGGGCAAAGGAGAAGAAAGGGGCCAGAGCGCCCAUCAGGCGUUGAAGUCCCUGCCAAACUAUAAUUCUGAUUGAUUUUAACUUGGCUGGAGCACCUCUAAGAGAAGUGAGGGUGGUGUUGUAGGCUAUUACCCCACAUCUUCUCUCUUUAACGUCCCCUGUCUUAUGUGUGAGGUCCCCACCUCUGCUCAGUCAACCCUUUUAAAUUACUGUAUAGCCAAAAACAUUAAUUCAACACAUGGUCAAAAGAGUGGACCAUGCAUCAAAUAUACAGGUUCUAGGAAUAGUUUACAACAGUUAAAAUGGUGGGUGAUUGAAAAGUAGGAGACACCUGUAGUAAUAAAUGUGGAGAUGAGAUUGAGUUCUGUGGAAUUGUUCAAUAUGUCUAUGGACCACAGGGUAUAUGUCUUCUUCAAAUACCAGAUAACUGCUAAUUUUACAUUCUGUAUGAUUUCUCUGCAAUGUUUAUCUCUUAAGUUUACAAACUGUCAUAUUGUGCCUAAAAUAAUCUUCCAUUAGCAGAACUAAGAUAGAAAUACAUAACACCUGUUAAUGAUGGUAAACAUUUUAUUAACACUUAAAAAGAAGGGGAAAGUUGUAAUAUAUACAGAUCUGGGAUUGUUAGAAAUUGAAUUAUGAGAAAUGCUCACGUCCAGAGAUAUCUGGUGUGUGAAAUGCAACAAAUGUGAAUAUUUGAAUAACAAGAACAAAACGCUUCCUUUAUAAGUUCCAUUUGUGGGCUGACUCAUCACAGCUUCCAAGUUCCAUUAGGAUUUGAAUUGCUUCCCAUUAAAAAAUUAAAAAGUAUAUUAUGCUGUGGGUUAAAAAUGGAAAGGCAAGGAAAAGAGAUUAAGCACAUCAGACUUUCCUGAAUGCAAAUGUAUUCAGAUGUUUUAUAUAAAUGGGGUAUUUUGCAGAUGACAGAAUUUCAUGCACAUCUUCCCCUAUAUAUGCUUCUCUUAAAAGGGAAUUAUGCUUAGUUUUUGAUAAUUUUUUGUAUCUCAGGUAAAGUGCCAUCCCAACCCAAUGUUUCAUGGAAGAAAUAUUUCUGCCAUUUUUACACCCCUUUACUACAACAAGAAUACUAAUAAUAAAUUAAUAAUUCCAAUACAAAAAAUAAAUUGGUAUCUAAUAUAGAUAUUCUUAUGUUGAUAUUUUUCAAGGCAUCUCACUAAUGUAGCCUGAUUUGUAGUUUCAUAAGAGUUCAUCAGGAUGACCUGAAGAUGCUGUUGUCAUAAAUGCAAUAUUAACUAAUCUCUGUAACAAAAAACUGUACAGUGCAAAUAACCAAUUUAUAUCUAUGGUAUAUGCUAUGAAAUGUAAAUAAUAAACAGUCUAUUAUAAUGUGUAAAUAUAAUACAGAAGAAUAUUAAAUAUGCUUCAAUCAUCUGUACAUGUCAAAUAUAUUAUAACAAACUAGUUACACUAGUCUUUAAUUUCAUAUGGAAGAAUCCCAUAGAUUUGUAUUUAACUUGAGAACUCUACAAUAAAAUGUAAGUACCUAA